AUGUGUAGGCCAACUUCUUCGUCAUCUCAGAAGCAUCAACUCUUGGCUUUGGGAAAAUGGUCUCGUCUCUUGGCGGAAGCCCUUCGCCCAGUCAACGGGCUUGAAAGCCGCCACCUGCGGAUUGCCGAAAUCGGAAGACGCUUUGAGGAAGAACUGCUGUUUGUUGGGCCAAGAUUUGUCUUGGUGAUUGUCACUAGCGCUCCCAAGCCCAUCAGCAAGAAAUAUACGGCAAACACCAAUCCUAAUAAGGCUCCCGAGCCCCUGAUCAUCAAAUUUCAGAUAUAA
This is a messenger RNA of Puccinia triticina, 285 nucleotides long. RefSeq lists its product as uncharacterized. The coding region runs from base 1 to 285 and encodes 94 amino acids. NCBI's taxonomy places the organism in Eukaryota, Fungi, Basidiomycota, Pucciniomycetes, Pucciniales, Pucciniaceae. The record is from RefSeq and is a predicted model, not a curated record. The transcript has 2 exons.